This is a messenger RNA of Neoarius graeffei (lesser salmon catfish), 1923 nucleotides long. RefSeq lists its product as uncharacterized. Gene Ontology annotation, cellular component: cytoplasmic vesicle membrane; cell cortex. Lineage: Eukaryota; Metazoa; Chordata; Actinopteri; Siluriformes; Ariidae. The coding region runs from base 1 to 1887 and encodes 628 amino acids. The transcript is spliced from 16 exons. Gene Ontology annotation, molecular function: actin binding. The record is from RefSeq and is a predicted model, not a curated record. Gene Ontology annotation, biological process: Golgi vesicle transport; actin nucleation; polar body extrusion after meiotic divisions.
AUGGAGCAGGCUGUGUUUCCACCAAGCUGCUGUCAGCUGUCUCUGAGGAGCAUCCUCUCUGUCCACAACCAGCCGGUGUGUGAGGAGCAGGCCUGGGCGCUCUGCUAUCAGCUCUGCUCGAUGCUCGAGAGGAACUUCAGUCUGGUUGAUGGUCAGAAUUAUGGCUCGUGGAAAAGUUUAAGGCUCCCAGGAUUGGAAGGGAUUUUUAUUUCCCUGGAUGGUAAUGUCUAUCUGAGAAUGGAGCAAGGCAAAGUGGAAACCCAGUUUGUAAUCGAGACCGAGGCUCAGAUGGUAGACUACGUGGGUCGUCUGAUGUACUCGUGCCUGGACUGGGGCCUCGGAGCAGAUGUAGAGCGAGAGCUGGACGAGACGCUGGAGCUGCUGGUGGAUCAGAUGACCGAGGUGGACAUCAGACUGGGUGCUGAACACCGUCUCCAACCCAUAAGCACCAUCUCUGAGGUCCUGCAGGUUUGUGAAGAGCGUCUUUAUAACCCGAGUCAAGCAGCUCAGCAUUACAGGAGUGUGUGUGCUACGCUUUACUCUCACACCGUCGAGCUUUGCAGUUAUCUGCAGAUCAUCCAGCGAACCCAGGAGAGUCUGCAGAAACUGAUCAUGGAAUCGAAGAAUCUGGUACCGAAUAUGACUAUGAACUGGGAGUUCACGUGGAAGCACCUGAUGGAUGAGUUGAGGAGAGGUGUGGUCCUGCGCUCUCCCAGGGACCAACUGAACCCUGGCGUCCCUCUGCCAGUCAAAAUGUCUCCUUUUAAUCAGCUCCUGCAGGACAUCCAGCUCAGACGCUGCACACUGCGCAAAGUGAAGGUGUUGGAGAACGGGUAUAGAGAGCAAGAAGCUGACCCUCAUAAAGCGCUCAUGAUGGAGGUUCUACAAUCAGGACGUAAGAAACUGCGCCCGGUCUCUGAGAGAGAACUUAAACCGAGAGUCCAGAACCUGCAACCCGAGGUCAGUCUACAUGAACAGCUGAUGCAGGAAAUCCGCUCCACUGAUCCAGGGAAGCUCCUGUCCUCGAGUCAAAGGAGACGGCCAUGCAAAGAAACUGUAAUCACAUCUCCGUCUCUCUUGGUGGAUGACGGUGCAUCACCUGCGAAAUCCCUGAUGUCCUUCUCUGAAGAUUCAAAGGAAGACUCGUUCUCCUUUCUGGAUGCAGCUCACAGCUCUGGCCAGGAGGGGGCACCAUGCAGAGAAAUGACAUGUAAAGAUGGCUCUUCAUCUCCGCAAGAGGAUGGUUAUACAGGUUCAUUUAUGAGGAAUCUGAGCUUCACUCCUGCUCUCUCCUCCACACCCUUGAGUCUGUCUGAAGGCUGCAGGCUUUCCCGAGGAAAACGGCGCGCACGAUCGUUGCCCAGCAAUCUGGAGGUCUUCCAGCUUGCACUGAGGAACAAAGUUUCUGUUCCCACAACGAUCACUGAUGUCAUCAAAGAACACUACAGGAAGGAGGGGAAGUCGUCAUGCGACGCGUACGGGAACUGGCGGAUUUGUUCUUGUUGUGCAAAAAGAAGUCUGUAUUUCACCUGGCACAACUUCUGUUCUCUGUGUAGUAGGGUUGUGUGUCCAGAGUGUUGUUUAGAGCUACGUCUACCCUUUAAAUGGUGCAUCAACCUUCCCAUAAGCUUCUUUAAGAAGAUCGUGUUGAAAAAAGAAUCUGAGGAAAGUCAGACGCACUUCUGGAACGAGCGAUGGUCUUGGGAUCCGUCCUGGGUUCCUUUGGUUCUGGCAUCAUCUCGCGUCUCUGGUUCUGUUGCUCCUCACAUUCUGGCUAUGAGAGACUGGCAUAAUCAGGACCUGUGUGUUGGAUGUCAGAGACUUCUUCUGGAGGCAUGUGACUCGCCAGCACCACCUUCCAUGAUUAAAGCUCCUCAAGAGAUAUAAAGGAUGUCUUUCUUUUUCUUCUCCACUGCUUUGGUU